AUGCGGGGUCUCAGUUUGUUCUUCAUCUUUUUUGUGGCGAUGAUCACCAUCAGUGAGAUAAAUGCCCAACGUUGCCCUCGCAACGAAGUUUGGAACCGUUGUGGCACCGCCUGUCCGCCGACUUGCAGGAAUCCUCGUCCACGAUUCUGCACUAGACAAUGCGUACAGGGCUGCUUCUGUAGACGCGGUUGGUUCAGGAAUAACCGUGGCAUAUGUGUUAGAAGAUGUUAG
Diachasma alloeum is the source of this 231-nucleotide messenger RNA. RefSeq names its product chymotrypsin inhibitor-like. The transcript is spliced from 3 exons. NCBI's taxonomy places the organism in Eukaryota, Metazoa, Arthropoda, Insecta, Hymenoptera, Braconidae. Bases 1 to 231 code for a protein of 76 amino acids. The record is from RefSeq and is a predicted model, not a curated record.